Messenger RNA from Chaetura pelagica (chimney swift), 1553 nucleotides. RefSeq names its product potassium voltage-gated channel, shaker-related subfamily, beta member 1 (gene KCNAB1). The transcript is spliced from 14 exons. The record is from RefSeq and is a predicted model, not a curated record. Gene Ontology annotation, biological process: negative regulation of delayed rectifier potassium channel activity; transmembrane transport; potassium ion transport. Gene Ontology annotation, molecular function: voltage-gated potassium channel activity; potassium channel regulator activity; transmembrane transporter binding. Gene Ontology annotation, cellular component: cytoplasm; voltage-gated potassium channel complex; membrane. Lineage: Eukaryota; Metazoa; Chordata; Aves; Apodiformes; Apodidae. Bases 1 to 1257 code for a protein of 418 amino acids.
AUGCUGGCGGCACGGACGGGGACCAUGGGCAACAAAAACGCCGAGGAAGCCCUGAAGCUGAGGAAGCAGUCGGUGCUUUCCCUGGGGAGCAGGGACAGAGCCCGGAAGAGCUCGUCGGAGAGCGGGAAGGAGAGUCGGGCCCGAGGAGGGACCCUGCAGCCCGGAGCCCGGCGCCUGGCCCUGCUGCGGGAGCUGGAGAUGAACUGGUACCUGCGGGGCUGCGAGCUCUCCCGGGAAUACACCAUCGCCUACACCACUGGGAUGCCCCACAGAAACCUUGGAAAAUCUGGACUGAGAGUCUCAUGCCUGGGCCUGGGGACGUGGGUCACUUUUGGAGGUCAAAUCUCUGACGAGGUGGCUGAGCAGCUGAUGACCAUCGCCUACGAGAGUGGAGUUAACCUGUUCGACACGGCCGAGGUGUACGCGGCUGGCAAGGCUGAGGUUAUCCUGGGGAACAUCCUGAAGAAGAAGGGCUGGAGGAGAUCCAGUCUGGUCAUAACAACAAAAUUGUACUGGGGUGGAAAAGCUGAGACAGAGAGAGGCCUGUCCAGGAAGCACAUCAUUGAAGGGCUCAAGGCUUCUCUGCAGAGGCUGCAGCUGGAGUACGUGGACGUUGUCUUCGCCAACCGCCCGGACAACAACACCCCCAUGGAAGAAAUUGUGCGGGCGAUGACGCACGUGAUCAACCAAGGCAUGGCCAUGUACUGGGGAACGUCCCGCUGGAGCGCCAUGGAGAUCAUGGAAGCCUACUCUGUUGCCAGGCAGUUCAACAUGAUCCCACCCGUGUGUGAACAAGCUGAAUACCACCUCUUCCAGAGAGAGAAAGUGGAGGUUCAGCUGCCAGAGUUGUAUCACAAAAUUGGGGUUGGAGCAAUGACGUGGUCCCCCCUUGCCUGUGGGAUCAUCUCAGGGAAAUAUGGCAACGGGGUCCCCGAAAGCUCAAGGGCUGCCCUGAAGUGCUACCAGUGGCUGAAAGAGAAGAUCAUCAGCGAGGAGGGCAGGAAGCAGCAGGUGAAGCUGAAGGACCUGUCGCCCAUCGCCGAGCGCCUGGGGUGCACGCUGCCACAGCUGGCUGUUGCCUGGUGCCUGAGAAAUGAGGGGGUGAGCUCCGUCCUCCUAGGAUCUUCCAACCCUGAGCAGCUGAUAGAGAACCUUGGAGCCAUACAGGUCCUCCCAAAGAUGACAUCCCAUAUUGUAAACGAAAUAGAUAAUAUUCUGGGCAACAAGCCCUACAGCAAGAAGGACUACAGGUCAUAAGGUGAUGCAUGAUUCCCUGGACUGCAUGGUUUAACCAGUGCUCUGCACUGAGGUACAGCCCCGAGUCAAUAUCCAGCCUUCAGAAUCAUUCAGCUGCUCGGUGUCUGCUCUCACUGGAGCCUUCCAGCUGUGUGCUCUGGCUACUAAUCUGCAGUGAAAUUUAAAAGCACAGGUUGGUCUCUCUUCUAACCAAGAAUAAUCUUGUAUUUUCUUACCUUCGACUGGAUUCAUUAAUUUUUACUUUCCUCUUAGCACCUCAUGCUUGUGCUGUGAAAAACACUUGUAAAGCAAAAAAA